Molecule: messenger RNA, 993 nt
Organism: Seminavis robusta
Lineage: Eukaryota; Bacillariophyta; Bacillariophyceae; Naviculales; Naviculaceae
Source: the annotation of a GenBank genome assembly
AUGACUCGCCUCUACAACAAAUUCAAGACCACACUUCCCAAGUUGGAUGGCAAAGUCUUUGCUAUCACUGGCACCACCUCUGGAACAGGAUUUGUAGCUGCCCGUGCAGUUGCUGAGUUGGGAGGCGAAGUAAUCCUACUCAACCGUCAGUCUAGCCGCUCCAAGGACUCUUUGGAAAUGCUCCAGAAUGCUGUGCCACAUGGAACGUUUGUCCCCAUUGAAUGUGACCUGCAGGAUUUUGCUUCUGUUUCUGCAGCUGCCAAGAAGAUCAAGUCCAAAUACACCCAACUUUAUUGCCUCUCCAACAAUGCAGGUAUCAUGGCAACACCGGACGAGGCCACCAAGGAUGGAUAUGACACACAAAUGCAGACAAAUCAUCUCAGUCACUUUUUGUUGACGGCUGAAUUGUUUCCUCUUCUUGAAGCUGAAGCAAAAGCCAAUGGAGAUGCUCGCAUUGUCAACCAUUCCUCUGGUGCAAGGGACAUGACACCCAACAAGGGUUUGGAAGAGAAAUAUUUUCUCAAGAAUGGAGGAAACUUGGGUGGAAGUGAGAAAAUAUUGAUGGGUGGUGGACCGUUUCAUCGAUACUUCCAAAGCAAGCUGGCCAAUUCUGUCUUUACCCAUGCGUUGCAUGGCAAGUUGCAAGCCAAAGGCUCCAAGGUUCGAGCUGUGUGUGCUCACCCAGGUGGCUCCAACACCAACCUGGGAGAUCACCUCACCAACUAUGGCUUCUUCUCCAACCUCAUUGUGACAAUUCUCAUGAAAUUUCUGGCCCAAUCAUCCGAGGAUGGGUCCAUGGGCUUGCUGCUUGGCAUGGCCAGUCCAUCUGCAGAGUCUGGUGUCUUGUAUGGUCCCUUGACCUGGACGAAGAAAAGUGGCUUGUCUGGACGUGCUGUCCCCAAUCCACCUCAGCCCUAUGAAACAGACAAGCAAGCCAUGGAAAUGCUUUGGCGUACUAGUGAGGAAGCCAGCGGUGUGAAAUUCGCAAUCUAG